Molecule: messenger RNA, 7184 nt
Organism: Engraulis encrasicolus (European anchovy)
Lineage: Eukaryota; Metazoa; Chordata; Actinopteri; Clupeiformes; Engraulidae
Gene: neo1a
Product: neogenin 1a
Exons: 29
Coding region: 534-4913 (1459 amino acids)
Biological process (GO): neuron migration; cell-cell adhesion; axon guidance
Cellular component (GO): axonal growth cone; cell surface; plasma membrane
Molecular function (GO): protein binding
Source: RefSeq, a predicted model, not a curated record
CCGUUCUCCAGACAGAAUUCCUGCUACUCGAAGCUGCUGUUGCUCGUGGCAAGCAGGCUGUGGUCGACAGCAGAGAGAGAAACGUCUCGCCUUUCUGAGUGACUCGCAUACGGAUUUUUCCACUGUCCUUGUUCUUGUAAUGCUACGAUUCGUUGUAUUUUUUUCUUAUGACUACAUUGAUCAGCGCUCAGUGUAACGUGAUUGGAAAUCUCCUGGGAAUGCUGUGGACUCUUUCGGUAUGGAUUGAGUUUUGUUUCCCCCCAAACCUCGGAGCAGUUUGAAAGGAUCCAAUAAGUAUUUUGUUUGAGUGUUUGACCACCUACACGGAGACCGGGCGAGCCAAACGUUACCUAACUUGAUGUUCCGUUUGGUCUGUACGGGAGAAAAACUGGUCCCAAAUGUCUUCGUGCAUUGCAAAGGUUAUACUCGACAAAUUCAUGCGGGUUAUCUAGGAAAGGGUGUGUGUUAGGGACUUGAGCGACUACGGAUUUUCUUCGAGGGAUAUUCUGCGAAGAUUGGCUUUUUAAAAAGUGAUGGCCGAGCUGGGAGCAGAAUUACUGCUCUCUCUCAUCUGUCUCACCUUUCUACGCCCGCUCACAAUGGCUGUACAUACCGACAAAGAAGAGUCAGCAGUACCUCAGUUUGUCCCGUUCGGGUUCUCGGUGGAGCCGGAGGAUGCGCUAGUGGUGCGAGGCGGGCCGGCGCUGCUCAACUGCCUGGUGGCGAGCCCCGAGGCCUUCCGCGUGGAGUGGAAGAAGGACGGCAGCUACCUGACGCUGCAGGCGGACGAGAGGCGGCGCCUGCUGGACAACGGCUCGCUGCUCAUCUCCUCCGUGGUGCACUCCAAACACAACAAGCCCGACGAGGGCGUCUACCAGUGCACGGCCUCCAUACAGAACCUGGGCACCAUCAGCAGCAAGACGGCGCGGCUAAGUGUAGCGGGUGUGCCAAGGUUCUCUAGUCAACCUGAGGCCGGCCUGGUAAGGCACGGUGACAGCCACGUGUUCCUGUGUGACAUCAUCCAGGACCUGGUGGGCUUCUCGCGGUGGGAGCUGAACAAGCAGCCCCUGGCGCUGGACCACAGGCUGCUACAGCUGCCCAGCGGUGCCCUGGUGGUCAGCAACGCCUCGGACGCGGACGCCGGGUCGUAUCGCUGCGUGGUGGAAACGGGAGGCGUGGUGAAGAGCAGCGAUGAAGUGGAGCUGAAAGUCAUCGCUGAAACAGGAGAAUCGAGGAAGUUGGAGUAUCUGACCACCCCCUCUGCGAUAACCAGCGUGGUAGGGGAGAGCGUUCUUCUGCCCUGCGUGGUAACAGGUUCCCCUGCUCCCUAUGUUCGGUGGAUGCUCAAUGACCAACUCAUUGACGAGAGUGACGGUCAUUUUGAAAUGCUUGCUGGAGGAAGUCUACGGAUCGUCAACUUAACUGUGGAGGAUUCUGGAACGUUCAGCUGCCUUGCAGACAACAUGAACGACUCCUUAGAGGCCAAGGCCGAACUUAAUAUUCAAGUUCCUCCACAGUUUCUGAAAAAGCCAGUGAACACCUAUGCCCAUGAGUCUAUGGAUAUCAUCUUCGAGUGUGAAGUCACCGGCUCGCCAGCACCGACUGUAAGAUGGGUCAAGAACGGAGAUACAGUCAUUCCCAGUGACUACUUCAAGAUAAUUGAGGAGCACAACCUGCAGGUGCUGGGCUUGGUGAAGACUGAUGAGGGUUACUACCAGUGUAUGGCCGAGAACGAUGCCGGGAACGUACAGGCCAGUGCACAGCUCAUUAUUCUCAAACAUGAUGUGUCCCUGCCCUCCCCCACAUCCCCACCACUGACCAGUGCCACUACUGAACAUGUAACACCAGGCUCUGGGGGUGCUGGUGCGGUCGGCCCCACACCCUCCGCCCCGCGAGACGUCGUGGCCUCGCUGGUCUCCACGCGCUUCAUCAAGCUGACCUGGAGGCAGCCGGCCGAGACGCACGGAGACGACGUCACCUACUCCGUCUACUACAGCCUGGAGGGGACCAACAGGGAACGCAUAGUGAACACCAGUCAGCCGGGAGAGAUGCAGGUCACCAUCCAGAAUCUGGUGCCUGAGUCCAAGUACACCUUCAGGGUGGUCGCACACAACGGCAACGGUGUGGGCGAGAGCUCCAGCGCGGUGACUGUUGCUACGCAGCCUGAAGUUCAGGUUCCGGGUCCAGCUCCCAACCUCCAGGCCACGGCCACCUCACCUACCUCAAUCGCUGUGAGCUGGGAGACGCCUGUGACGGGCAACGGGGAGAUCCAGAACUACAAGAUCAUCUACACCGCCAAGGGCCAGGACGGGGAACAGGAAAUUGAUGUGCGAGGUCUGACGUACACCUUCACCGGUCUAAAGAAGUUUACAGAGUACAGUUUCCGAAUUGUGGCUUACAACAAGCACGGCCCAGGAGUGUCCACGGAUGACGUCACAGCCCAGACCUUCUCUGCUGUACCCAGUGCCCCACCACAGAACGUGACCGUAGAGAUUCUGAACUCUAAGAGCAUGAUGGUACGAUGGCAACCUCCGCCAGCGGAUGAGCAGAACGGGGAGAUCACUUCCUAUAAAAUCCGCUACCGCAAAGGGGCCCGCAAGAGUGAGGCCUCAGACAUAGUGCCCGGGACACAGCUACACACACUCCUAGACAAUUUGCAGCGUGGGACUGAGUAUUCAGUUCGAGUUACUGCCAUGACAUUGAAUGGGUCAGGCCCGGCCUCCGAUUGGAUUACAUCAGAGACCUUUGAGAGCGACCUUGACGAGUCAAGAGUGCCAGAUAUUCCAAGCUCCUUGCAUGUGCGGCCAUUGGUGAACAGCAUCGUGGUGAGCUGGACGCCCCCUGAGAACCAGGACAUCGUGGUCAGGGGCUACAUCAUUGGCUAUGGCAUCGGCAGCCCGCACGCCCAGUUCAUAAAAGUCGACUACAAACAGCGCUACUACAGCAUUGAGAACCUGGAACCCAGCUCCCACUACGUCAUCUCUCUGAAGGCCUUCAACAACGUCGGGGAGGGCAUCCCUGUCUACGAAAGCGCCAUCACCAGGCCACAGUCAGACCCCAUAGACCCUGAUGUUGAUUUGUAUGAAUUGUUUCAUGCUCCGUACACUCCAGUCCCAGAGACUACCCCCAUGCUCCCCCCUGUGGGCGUGCAGGCCUCUGUGCUCAGCCACGACACCAUCAAGGUGACAUGGGCCGACAACUCGCUGCCCAAGAACCAGAAGAUCACCGACGCACGCUACUACACUGUGCGCUGGAAGACCAACAUACCGGCUAACACCAAGUUUAAGGUGGCCAACACGACUACUUUGACCCACAUGGUGACUGGACUGAAGCCCAAUACGCUGUACGAGUUCUCGGUCAUGGUGACCAAAGGCCGGAGGAGCAGCACGUGGAGUAUGACUGCACACGGCACAACGUUUGAAACCAUCCCCAGCUCUUCGCCUAAAGAUGUGACCGUAGUCAGCAAAGAGGGACGGCCGAGGACCAUCAUUGUCAACUGGCAACCUCCUUCUGAAGCCAAUGGAAAAAUCACAGGCUACAUCAUCUACUACAGCACGGAUGUCAAUGCUGAGGUGCACAACUGGGUCAUCGACCCCAUCUUAGGCAACCGGCUAACCCACCAGAUCCAGGACCUCACAUUGGACACCACCUAUUACUUCAAGCUCCAGGCCCGCAACUCCAAGGGCAUGGGCCCCAUGUCUGAGGCCGUACAGUUCCGCACACCCAAAGCUGAGUCCUCAGACAAAAUGCCUAAUGACCAAGCAUCCAGUAUCCCCAAGCCCAAUGGAAGACCAUCAGGGAAUGUUGACAAUGCAGUUGGCAUCACGGCCAAUGAGAACUACAUCCUGAUCAUCGUCAUCGUGGUGCUGGUGGGGGCCUUCAUCAUCAUCUCGGUGGUGGUCGGGGCCUUCCUCUGCACUCGACGCACCACCUCCCAGCAGAAGAAGAAACGGGCAGCCUGCAAGUCCACCAACGGCUCUCACAAGUACAAGGUCAACUCCAAGGACCUGAAGCCACCGGACCUCUGGAUCCACCACGAGCGGCUGGAGCUGAAGCCCAUGGACAAGUCUCCCGACCCCAACCCCGUCAUGACGGACACGCCCAUCCCACGCACCUCGCAGGACAUCACGCCUGUCGACAGCACCCUGGACAGCUCCGUGCAUAAGAGGCGCGAUUCUGGCCACGAGUCAGAAGAGAGCAUGUCCACUCUGGCGGGCCGGCGGGGGAUGAGGCCCAAGAUCAUGAUGCCCUUUGAUACUCAGCCACCCCAGCCCGUGAUCAGUGCUCACCCCAUCCAUUCCCUCGAUAACCAUUACCACCACCAUUAUCACCUGGGCAGCCUGGCCUCCCCCUCUCCCUCUCACGGCCACCUGCAUCACCAAAACAGUCCGCGCUCCAUCGUCACCCCCAUGUCCCACCUAGACUCGGCCGACUCCACAGAGUCGGUGAGCCGCAACGUCCCCAGUUCGGACAUGAUGUCCACCUCGUCCACGCAGCACGUCUACUCGGUGGAGCCCUCCGAGACGGAAAUCAGCUACCUGAGUUCAGGCACAGGUGAAGAGGACACCAACACAUACCCACCCACUGCCCAUGUCCGACCGACACACCCCCUCAAGAGCUUUGCCGUGCCCACCAUAACCCCCCAUAACCCCAGCUUUGAAUCACCAGCCUUGCCCAGCACCCCUCUGCUCGCUCAAACAGGAGGGCCUCACUCGAGUAAGACGGCCUCCAUCGGUACUCUGGGCAGAGUCCGGGCCCCCAUGGUUGUUAAUGUGCCGAGUGCUCCUGACGCGCAGGAGACCGCCAGGAUGCUGGAGGAUUCAGAACCUAGCUACAAGGCAGACGUGCUGACAGAAGAGAUGGCACACCUGGAGGGAUUGAUGAAAGACCUAAACGCCAUUACAACCACCUGAGCAUCAGCCCCCCUUUCCCCUCUGACACACACACACACACACACACACACACACACACACACACACACACACACACACACACACACACACACACACACACACACACACACACACACACACACACACACACACACACACACACACCAGACAAACAAAAUAGGAAGACCUCUCUCAAAUGUACUUGAGAACAUUAUAAACAGAAAAAAACUCAAUGAUCUGGCUAACCCUGCUUAGUCUCAGGAAGGAGAUGGCCGAGAUAUCAACAGUUUGCUUUUUUAUUUUUAAACGAAUGGGGGAAGGUGCCAACAUUCUCAGAGGACAAAAAAAAAAUAUCACUACGACGUACAAGCUCGAAGAUUUCAAUACGUUUUUAUCCUGCACAAGAAGCUUUUUUUUUCUUCCUCAGUUCAGUUGUCAUGGAGUCAACUGUAAAAGACAGUUUUAUCAUCCUAGAAGAAAAAUUGAGAAUGACAGCAAUUUUAUGUUUCAUGUUGGUGCUUUGAACAUUCAAGUGAGCAAGUGUUUUUUUCCUUGCAGUUUCAUAUGUAUAUUGCUCAUACCCUUCAUGUUUAUGUCCCAUAGACAUGCUAUCAUCGUUUUUUUUGUAUGCAGCAUUUUGUUUAAUGUCUCGUUUUUGGUAUGUCAUAUAUUGUGCCAUGUCUUAGUUAUUUCCUGAAAUGUUGUAUAUUAUGGUAUACACAUACCUAUAGAUUGUAUAUAAGUUAAACCGCCUUAUUUUUACUGUUACUAUUACUUUAAAAAGCAUUGUUUAUGAGUGAAUAUUCACACUCCAGUCGGUUCCAUUUUGGGAUGUGCUCUUCGGCCAAUGUUUGUUUUUCGACACCUUUACCACCGCGAUGCACGUUUUCUGUGUGACUCUUUUUCGAGGAUGGCCUUAUUUUUCUUGUACUUAAAAAGCGUUUUUUGUAUGAAGUUGUCAUAGAACAUAUGAUGUUUCAUAUUGAGGUACUACACAAUACUGUGACUCCUGAUGAUGGUAAUUUAGCCCUCAGUACCUACAAUACCGUCUCUUUUUUUUGUCAAUCAUACUAGAGCCCCCACCCUUAAAAGGUGUGGCGGGUCUUGACUGAAUCAUACCCCUCCUCUUGACCAACUGACAGGUACACAUGGAGGCUGUGUACUCAGAAUUAACCUUUGACCUUAUUUUGCCUGACCCAUGUAAAUGUAGUUGGAAAAGCAGCAAUGUAGAGAUUUGAUUUUUGAUGUUGAUUUUUUUUUUAACAGCUGAAAAGUAUUGUGCACUGUCUAAGAUUCUGCCCCGACUCACUACCCCACUAUCAAAAUGAAGUUAUCUUAGUCUGUCAGUGCACUUACCGAGCAAACGGAUAUCAUCAAAAAAGCGUGGAUAAUAUCUGUCUUUUGAACAAGAGUACUAAUUCAGCUUUUUUAAACAUGCCAAUUUAUAUGAAGAAAAAAACUAUGUUCUUGUAUUUAAAAAAAUAACUUUGUGUGAAUGGGAGAAAAGAUUAUGUUCCCUUGGGACAGUUGGUUUUUACAUAACCUGUUACCCAAAGAAGAAAUAUCAUCACAAUCAUUAUUUGUUCUACUUUUUCCAUGUCUCAUGUACAACUGAACUGAAUGUCAAGGUGAUUGUAAGAAGUUGGGUUUCAAGGAACAUAUUGAUGUCCAGGCAGAGAGGUUGUUUGCGGGAUGUGUCAAAAAGGAAAAAAAAAAACAUUUGGUAGCCCAUUGAGUUGUAGAUGGUCAUACUCUUAUUGCACUUUUUUCAGAUUUUUUCAAAAAAUGAAACCAUUUCUUACAUAUCCUGUUUGCAAUGAAUCCGCUCUAUUUGUGUAAUGUUAGUGUCCUAGGUUAGAAAUUGGCAGCUGGUGUUGUUUCUUUGUAUAUUUGCCUCUGAAAUGGAAUUUAGCAACAUCUUGGCAUGUUGCACACGAGGAACGCUUACUUCUGUACAAAGUCUCCUUUUGCUGUCUGUAGAAAUGUACUGUGGGAUUUUUAAGCACAGAAAAAAAUCUGAAAACAGUACAAAGUAGUUUGUUUGUUUGGUCUUGCAAAAAAACAUCCAUUGACACAAUGGUCAUCAUAAGCCAUCAUAAAGUCAACUUAUGUGUAAAUAACAUUUUGGUCCAUAUAACAAGUUUGUAUUCUGAAGGGUCAGUCUCCAUGUUGUGACAAAAAGAAAAGAAAAAAAAUAAGAAAACAAACUUUUCAGAGGCUGUCCUUUGUUUUUUGUCGGCUGUAACUUUCAAUGCUAAGAGUCCUAUUCCAUAAUACAUAUUCAUGAUUUCA